UAAUUAUUGAUUGUUUGAUCUAAAAAUGAAGAGAGAAUUCAUCAUUUCCUAGAUACACACUGGGGCAGGAGCUGAGCAGAGCACUCCAAGCCAACUAAUCCCUGGGAAGUUUGUUAAAUCCACAGUGGCAUUGCUGACAGAUCCCAUGUGGGUGGAAUAUCCCCUGUCACAUGUAAUAUCAGACAUGGGUUAGCAAAAUCUUAUUUACACCCAUUCAUUCUAAUUAGAAACCCAGUGCUUAAUGUUUUCACAACAUAUUGGAAAUCCCCUGUCAAAGCCCAGAGUAAGGAAAAGGACACUUUGAAAAGGUGAAGAAGAAAAGAAAUGUGGUAAAAAUGAGAGAUUUCACAAGAGGAAGGAAUAGGAAUGCAAAAGGAUCAAGCACUGUUUCAGUUUCCCAGUAGGAAAAGGGGAUAAGUUGUAGAACUGAGAGAAUGGUAGAAAAAGAACUGUUUAAGGGAGGAAAAAAACCCUGUUUAAGGUUAGUUUAAGGGAGGAAAAUCCAACAAAAAAUGUGGAUGAGAAAGCUGGAAUAUGUUUAAUGAGCUCUGUGAGAGGUUUGGACAAUGCACAUAGAAAAAUAUUACACUGCAGGAACUCACUUGGAGGAAGCAGCAAAUAUUCAGCUUUCUGUGGAGGGGCUGCAGAAAAUGCUCUGUCUGAGGAGUUUAUGAGAAAUUCGUGCUGAACCACAGCUUUGCUGCUCUAAAACAUCUCUUGUGCUUUAUAUCAGUGACUUAAUUCCACGAUAUUUAGGAUGUGAUGAGUUUAAGACAGAGGUUAUUGCCAUAAAUGUAACUCCAAGCCCCACAGCCACUGCCUGAGGCUCUCAGGUGACCCCAGAACCUGGGGACAGCAGGGGAGCCCCAAAUCUGGGGCUGCAGCAUCUUUCCAGGUGGAGUGAACAGUUUCAUCAUGCAGAGAUGGGGCAGAACAAGAGACUCCCAUGUGUUUGCUGGGGUAGCAUUGAGGACAGAGCACUGGAUCAGGUAUAUUUAUAUUAAAGGUUGCUCGUGGUAUAUUUAUAUGAAAGAUUGCUCAUGAGAGGGGUGUGACACACACCCAGUGAUGGGACAUUCCCAGCAAAGCAUUCCAAGGACAUUCCUGACCUGUCCGCAGUGCAGGAGCUACGCCGGGUAAGAAGCAUCACUCGAGCAUCCCUCCCAAGCCUCCCUCUCCAAAGCAUCCCCUGUCCCCGAGCCGCAGCGCAGGGGUGAGAAGGGACACGGGGGACACGGGGGGGACCCGAGCGGGGCCGGCCCCGGGCACACCCCGCCCCGGCGGGGCGGGCCGAGCCGCCAGCCCCGAGCCGAGGGCUGUAAAAGCGGGGCGGCGGGGACGGGGAGCAGCGAGCCACAGAGCGGCCGGGGCUGCGUGCGGAACAGGUGAGCGGUGCCCGGGGAACCGGGAGCGCACCGGGAGCGGUGCCUGGGGAACUGGGAGCGCACCGGGACAGGGAGCGGUGUCCCAGGAACCGGGAGCGGUGCCUGGGGAAUCGGGAGCGCACCGGGGCAGGCAGUGAUGCGCCAGAAAUUGGGAGCGCACCAGGAGCGGUGCCCGGGGAAUUGGGAGCGCACCGGGAGCGAGACAGGGACAGGCAGUGAUGCCCCAGGAACAGGGAGGGCACCGGGAGUGGGGAAGGGACUGAUGCCCGGGGAAUUGGGAGCGAGCAGGGAAUGAUUCCUGGGGAAUUGGGAACGCACCGGGAGCGAUACCCGAAUAACCGGGAGCGAUACCCGAAUAACCGAGAGCGAUACCCGAAUAACCGAGAGCGAUACCCGAAUAACCGGGAGUGAUACCCGAAUAACCGGGAACGAUACCCGAAUAACCGGGAUCGGUGCCCUGGAACCGGGAGCAGGCACGGCAGGAGCUGAGUGAGCAUCUCCGCGCUGUCCCGCAGUUUAAACCAGGUGCCAGGAUCGCCGCAGAAACGAGCAAAACGUCGUCCGAAAUGGCAGCCGAGGUGAGGGGGAGCUUGGCUUUGCUGCUUCUGGAGCGGGUGGGAUCAGCACCCCUGGGAGGGCUCAGGAAAGGUGUCCGGGUGGUCCUGAGGGACAUGGGUUAGGGGUGGUCCUGGCAGUGUUGGACUCGCUGAUCUUGGAAGUAUUUUCCGAGUUUAAUGAUUCUCUGGGUGGUUUUCCGGGGUUUUCAAUGGACAAGGGGACAGCAAUAAUCCACAGUCCCUGGCAGCGAAGAUGUACCUGGACACCUCUUCCCAUCCCAGCCCUUCCCUCCCAGCAGCACCAUUCACUCCCUGUCCCCUUUGCCCAUCCCAGGGUGUCCAGCGAGGAGCUGCAAACUUUGGGUUUUCCCCCAUUUUCACCCCCCGCGGAAUCUCCUGCGGACAAACCCGCUUGACACGCAGAGCUCCCGCACUCGGAGCCUCGUCCUGCCCCGCACGCUCCCUCCUGCUCAUCCCUGCUCCAGUCCCUUGGAAAAGCGCCGCUGCUGGCGCGGUUCCUGCCCGCUGUCCAUGGUAGCUCCGCCGCCCGCCCGGCUCCGAGCACCUGCCGAGCCCUUCUGGGGCUGCUUUGGGCUUUUCUCUUUUCAUCUCAACCCAACAUCUGUAACACUGAAAGGCACCCAGGCCUCCCUUUCUGCAACCUGCAUCUUUGCCGGUUUUAUCCUAAUUUUGCGUGACAGCGUCGUGGGCUCUGGAGCUGCUUCGAACGGUAACUUCAGACAGUUUGUAUUAACAGGAGUGUUUCAGAGCGUGUGGCUUGUGCUGGCCCUCAGCUCCUUGUCAGCUGAAUAUUUUCUUCUAGUCUCUCUAAAAGCGUGGUAUUUUUUCAUACUUCAAGGAUCAGAGAACAACUUUCACUAUAUACCUGACUCCUUUACCUUUUAAAUUUUUUUUUCUUUUUUUUGUCAGGAGUCCAUCAAAGGGUCAGAGACCAGCAGCUGCCUUAAAAGAGAGUUACAUGCUGGUCUUGAACUACAUGGCCUGAUAUUUAUUUUCAGGGAGUCCUGCAGAAUUCAAAUAUCUUGGAGGAUCCCCAAGCCAGACCUGUAAUCUCAAGGGCUAAAUUCCAGUGACAGUGACAUGCUCUGAGUCCAGGGUUUUGCUGGUAUAGACUGAAUAAAACCAUUCCUGAGCUGGUUCUCAGUUUUACAUUGAUAAGGAUUGAGAUGAACAUACACUGAUUUUUAGGGGAUAUAUCCAUAAACCUGUGUCUCUUCCCUUCAUUACUUGCAGGGGGACAAAAUGAUGGCAGGAAGGUUUGUGGGGAGCACAGAUCCCAUCAUGGAGAUGCUCAGCGCUUCCAUCACUGUUGAUCAGAGACUGUCUGAAGUCGACAUCCAGGGGAGCAUGGCUUAUGCCAAAGCCUUGGAGAAGGCUGGAAUCCUGUCCAAAACUGAGCUGGAGAAGAUCCUGAGUGGCCUGGAAAAGAUCUCUGAGGAAUGGUCCAAGGGAGUCUUUGGUGUGAUCCCAACUGAUGAGGAUAUCCACACUGCCAACGAGCGCAGACUGAAGGAGCUGAUUGGAGACGUAGCUGGGAAGUUGCACACUGGCAGAAGCAGGAAUGAUCAGGUUGUGACUGACCUGAAGCUGUUCAUGAAGAAUUCCCUCUCCAUCAUCUCCACACACCUCCUGCAGCUCAUUAAGACCCUGGUGGAACGUGCUGCCAUAGAAAUCGAUGUGAUCCUGCCUGGCUACACCCACCUGCAGAAAGCUCAGCCCAUCAGAUGGAGCCAGUUCUUGCUCAGCCACGCUGUUGCUCUGACCCGCGAUUCUGAGCGCCUGGGAGAGAUAAAGAAGAGGAUCAAUGUCUUGCCUUUGGGAAGUGGAGCUCUGGCUGGAAACCCUCUGGAAAUCGAUAGAGAGCUGCUGCGCAGUGAGCUGGACUUUGCUUCCAUCAGCCUGAACAGCAUGGAUGCCGUCAGCGAGAGGGACUUUGUGGUGGAACUCCUCUCCGUUGCCACCCUGCUGAUGAUCCACCUCAGUAAGAUGGCUGAGGAUCUCAUCAUCUACAGCACCAGCGAGUUUGGCUUCCUCACCCUCUCUGAUACCUACUGCUCUGGCAGCAGCCUGAUGCCUCAGAAGAAGAAUCCUGACAGUCUGGAGCUGAUCCGCAGCAAAGCCGGGCGAGUGUUCGGACGGUUGGCUGCAAUUCUCAUGGUGCUCAAAGGACUCCCAAGCACCUACAACAAGGACCUGCAGGAGGACAAAGAGGCUGUCUUUGAUGUCGUAGACACCCUGAAUGCUGUGCUCCAGGUUGCCACUGGAGUGAUUUCCACCCUCCAGAUCAACAAGGAGAGCAUGGAGAAGGCACUGAGCCCCGAGAUCCUGUCAUCUGACCUGGCUCUCUACUUGGUUCAUAAAGGAAUGCCCUUCAGACAAGCCCACAUCGCUGCUGGCAAGGCCGUCCACCUCGCCGAGACCAAAGGCAUCACCAUCAACAAUCUCAGCCUGGAGGACCUGAAGAGCAUCAGCCCCCUGUUUGGCAGCGAUGUGGCGCAGGUGUUCAGCGUGGUGAGCAGCGUGGAGCAGUACACGGCCGCGGGCGGCACCGCCAAGAGCAGCGUGUCCGCCCAGAUCGAGCAGCUGCGGGAGCUGCUCAAGAGGCUCAAGGAACAGGCUUAGAGUGUGGGGAGAGAUCCCGUGCCUGCAGCGGUGUGCCUGUGCCACUCAUCUGGAGUUAAUAAACACUGGGGUGUCUGUAGUUCACUGAAAUUCUGCUCUUCUGUCUUGAUUUUUCGGGGUGAGGAAGGGCUGGGCUCAGCCCAGGUUUGAAAGGGCUGGGCUGUUCCUCCCUUGCAGCUGGGGAUGUGUCUUGCAGGGGAGGGUGACAGACUGGGGUUGUCCCUUUUUACUCAGCAAAAUUCCUGUCCCACCCCAGCCUUGCAGAGCUGGAGUUUUCUCCCCGUGCUGAGGCAGCAGCGUGUUGUUGACUCAGAGCUGCAGGUCUGGGACACUCACAGGGAACAGAAAUAGCAAAGGUGUUGCCUCACCAAGGGCUACAGCACAGCCAGCAGCUAAAUCUCCAACCAAAGUACCCCAGGAGACACAGAGUGCUUGCACCUUUAGACCAUUUGUGCUUUUAGCAUGUGGAGAAGGAUCAGCAACAGCAAAAUUCCCUUU
Molecule: messenger RNA, 5083 nt
Organism: Oenanthe melanoleuca
Lineage: Eukaryota; Metazoa; Chordata; Aves; Passeriformes; Muscicapidae
Product: argininosuccinate lyase
Exons: 16
Coding region: 3206-4585 (459 amino acids)
Cellular component (GO): cytosol
Molecular function (GO): argininosuccinate lyase activity
Source: RefSeq, a predicted model, not a curated record